AUGAUUCCACUUCUGUUGGAAAUGAAACAUUUGCAAGCUGAUCACUACACCACCUUAAUCUUUUCACCCAAUAACAGCGGUCCUAAUGACAACGUGUUCAUCUUUUUCUCCGGCUAUGGUGGGGCUUCCCAUAUUAACUUCCCAGAAGAAUAUAUGUAUGCAGUGGAGUUGAACGAUACCCUCGCCUACAUGCAUUCAAAAAAGAAGUUCAACAAAUUGGUGCUGUACGUGGAGGCUUGCUACUCUGGCUCUAUGUUUGAAGAUGUCCUUCCUUCAAAUAUGGGAAUCUACGCGACAACUUCAGCCAAAGCAAAUGAAAAAUCCUGGGCUAUUUUUUGUAAGGACCCGAAAAUCGAUGUUUGUCUAGCGGACGAAUACUCGUAUGCCUGGCUUAUAGAUUCGGAACAGAAUGACAUAAAAGAGCUCACACUGGAGGAACAAUACGAACACGUGAAAUGGAAGAUGGUGUUAAGUAACGUGAUGAAAUACGGUGAAAUGCCAAAUGUUGUAGAUAGAAAGCCCUCUUGCCAGGCGCAUUUGUUAUCAAAGUCUCGACGCUUCAUGGAGUCCGCAACCGAGGAGGAAUAUCAAGUCGCUUGGCAAAGGCUGCACCGUGCAAUUCAGCUUGGCCACAUCGUCGAGGAAACGUUCCGUGACAUCGUCAUGGAUGUGAAAACCCACCAAAAGCCGCCGGUAAAGGGUUUAUCCAAGAGGGAUGAGCUCAUGUGUUUCCGGGCAGUAUUCGAUCAAUUCCGGACGCACUGCUUCACUAUUCAGCAGGCA
Opisthorchis viverrini is the source of this 783-nucleotide messenger RNA. RefSeq lists its product as hypothetical. Gene Ontology annotation, molecular function: cysteine-type endopeptidase activity. NCBI's taxonomy places the organism in Eukaryota, Metazoa, Platyhelminthes, Trematoda, Opisthorchiida, Opisthorchiidae. The transcript has 7 exons. The record is from RefSeq and is a predicted model, not a curated record. The annotation marks the transcript as partial. Gene Ontology annotation, biological process: vacuolar protein processing.